UUAAAAAGAAGUGUCAAGUACGUAACUGUCAAGGAGACGAAAUGAUUUUAUAUUUGAUUGUCAUUUUUGUUGUUAGCAUACGUGGAUCUAUCCAGCUAGAAUACGACUGUUUAUCUGACGGUUCGAUGAACAUUACAAAUCCGGAUGAAACAAGGUUCAAGUUUUUUGACAUGACAGUCAGCAUGGAUAAUAAUGGUUGCCAUGGAAACUUUUCUGAAGACUAUUCACAUCUUCUUCUGAAAGAUUGCACUAUGGGUGAACGUAUCAAUAUCGUGUUUCUUGGUGACAACUCCGGAAUCUUAAAGAAGGGGAACUAUGCUGGUCCCUACAAUAUAAUAUGCCAGCAGAUACCUCCGGGAGGAAUAGAAUUUGAGAUAAAAAGUAUACUCUUUGUAAGAGACAAUACCUCCAUACCAACGGAAACGGUCAAUAUUACCGGGUCGCUAAUCAUAACCAAACUGAGAGGUGUGCGAAAACUGGCUAUCCGAACGAUUGACGCAGGUCUCAAGUGGCUUGUGGAUGUCCCAGAACAUCUUCUUGACCUACUGUGUUUGAAAAGAGCAAAUUCUACAACUGAAAGUGCAACUUCUGCUUUUACAGACGACUUUACACCUGUACCAACAGUGGGAGACAUCGGCAAUACUGCUGAACCUAGCAUUGAUUUGAAUGAAAACGGAAUAACUAGUUCAAACAUGGAACAAGAGGUCGCAACCGAUGACGAAAGUCUUGCAGUUAGCUCUACACCAAUAAGACUUUCUACUGAGCGGCUACCCACUACCUUAGUAACAAGUCCCAGUAUUGAAGAUAUCACAGCUGUAUAUGCCGAAACAAGUGUUGUUCAGGUUGGACACCCGAAAGAACAGUAACGGCGACAUAACACCUUCGCAUUACACAUAGAACAUGCGCAACAAUGAAUUUAUAAUUUCAAACAUAGUAUAGAAUGGGCAAAGAUAGUGUGGAAAUAAGAUAUAUUCUCCCUACAAACUGAUCCUAGAAUACACCGUAAUUAUACGAAAGUGGUCAUCCAGCAUGAUGCUUUUAAGAUUCAUUAUUAUAUUCAGGAUUAUUAUAUUUAAGAUUUAUAUAUUCAAGAUUUAUAUAUUCAAGAUUUAUAUAUUGAAACUGUUUUAUGUAUAACAUCAGAACUUUAUGUAAACAUAUAUAGCAGUCA
Molecule: messenger RNA, 1171 nt
Organism: Mercenaria mercenaria
Lineage: Eukaryota; Metazoa; Mollusca; Bivalvia; Venerida; Veneridae
Exons: 6
Coding region: 42-866 (274 amino acids)
Source: RefSeq, a predicted model, not a curated record